GGCUUGGCUUCCACUCAAGAGUCAAAGGCUGCCUUCUGCCCUGACAGGUGCCUCUCCUUGGGCCACCCCAGCUCAUACCCUACUGGGUAAAAGAGGAAAAGCCAAAGGAGCCAGCUGCCUUGGGUGACUUGGAACACUGCUGCGUGAACCACCAACAGCUCCUGGAGAAUCUCCCGACUGCUGUGAGGUGAGCCCCGAGGAUGUGGCUGCUCACGUGGCUGAUGUUCCUGGCCCACUGGGGAGUCGUCAGGGCUGAACCAGGGAAGUUCUGGCACAUCUCUGACAUGCACCUAGACCUCGACUACAGUGAAUCUGAAGACCCCCUCCAGGUGUGCCCAUCAGCUGGCUCCCGACCUGUGCCCAACGCAGGCCCCUGGGGUGACUACCUCUGUGAUUCUCCCUGGCGUCUCAUCUUCUCAGCCAUCUACGCCAUGAAGAAAAUUGAGCCGAACCCAGACUUUAUUCUCUGGACUGGGGAUGACACGCCUCACGUGCCUGAUGAGAAGCUGGGAGAGGCAGCUGUACUGGAGAUUGUGGGACUUCUGACCAACCUCGUCAGGGAAGUCUUUCCAUCCACUAAAGUCUAUGCUGCUUUGGGAAAUCAUGACUUUCACCCCAAAAACCAGUUCCCGGCAAGGAAAAACAGCAUCUACAAUCAGGUAGCAGAACUGUGGAAACCCUGGCUUAGUAACGAAUCCUUCACUCUCUUCAAACAAGGUGCCUUCUACACUGAGAAGCUGCCAGGUCCCAGCAUGGCGGGGCGAAUUGUGGUGCUCAACACCAAUCUGUACUACAGCAGCAAUGAACAGACGGCGGGCAUGGCUGAUCCCAGCCAGCAGUUCCAGUGGCUGGAGGAUGUGCUGACCAAUGCAUCCCGAGCUGGGGAAAGGGUGUAUAUCAUUGGCCACGUGCCCCCAGGAUUCUUUGAGAAGAAGCCCAACAAGGCGUGGUUCCGGGAGGGCUUCAAUGAGAAGUACCUGAAGGUUGUCCAGAAGCACCACAGAAUCAUAGCAGGGCAGUUCUUCGGCCACCAUCACACCGACAGCUUUCGGAUGCUCUAUGACAAUGCAGGCACCCCCAUAAGCGUCAUCUUCCUCACACCUGGGGUCAGCCCAUGGAAAACCACAUUACCUGGAGUAGUCAACGGGGCCAACAAUCCAAGCAUCCGGCUGUUCAAAUACAACAGAACCACACUGAACCUGCAGGACAUGGCGACCUACUACAUGAACCUGAGCCUCGCGAACAAGCAGGGGAUACCGCUCUGGGAGCUCGAGUACGAGCUGACCUUGGCCUACGGGGUGCCGGACGCAGGUGCCCUCUCCCUUCACACAGUGCUAGACUUCAUCACCAACGACUCGGAUGUGCUGCAGCGCUACUACCUCUACAACUCAGUCAUGUACGAUGACACGGCCUGCAACGAGACCUGCCGCGUGGAGCACGUGUGUGCCAUGCGCCACUUGGCCUUCCGGGACUACGCAGCCUGCCUGUCAGCCUCGGGCCCUGUGCCUGCACACGGGCUCGCGCUCCUGCUGCUGCUGCCGGCCCUGGUGGGCCUGUGCGUGCUCCCGGCGUCAUGACCUUGGGCGCCUUGCAGAGUCGUCUUCCUCCUGGCAAAACCUGCAGUAUCCCCUUCUCGAGAGCAGUCAGGCUUUUCCACCAGGUCUCUGCCAGAUCCGGAAAGGAAGCCCCAAAGACGCACACUUCUUUCACGUUCCCUGUUUCACUCACACAACAAAGGUCGUCGUACAAGUUGUUUUGUGCGUUAUUCCUUUUAAUAUGGAAACGAUUAAAGUA
Messenger RNA from Nycticebus coucang (slow loris), 1794 nucleotides. It is a transcript of the gene SMPDL3B, whose product is annotated as sphingomyelin phosphodiesterase acid like 3B. Gene Ontology annotation, biological process: sphingomyelin catabolic process. Gene Ontology annotation, molecular function: sphingomyelin phosphodiesterase activity. NCBI's taxonomy places the organism in Eukaryota, Metazoa, Chordata, Mammalia, Primates, Lorisidae. The record is from RefSeq and is a predicted model, not a curated record. The coding region runs from base 201 to 1577 and encodes 458 amino acids. The transcript has 9 exons.